UUGUUUUUUUUUUAAAUAACAUAUCAACGCUGAUUACAACUAAAUAAUAAUUUAAAAUAUUCUUUUCCUGUUUUAAUAACUGAUAAAUAUUCAUAGUAAAAAUUCGGGUUUAGCAAAAACCAGACGUUAUCAUUGCAAAUUGUAACAAAAUGAGACACGUUUGUUCGUAUGUUGUAAUUUUGUACGUUUUUUCUAUAACUGAAACAUACAAAAUAUUGGGAAUAUUUCCAAUAUGUGGACAAAGUCAUUUCACACUUGGAUUCAGGUUAAUGAAAGAAUUAGCCGAUCGAGGACACCAAGUCAGCUUCAUAAAUUGUUUUCCUCAAGAAAAACCGAUUAAAAACUUGAAAGAUAUUUCAGUGGAAAGCAUAAAAAGCAACCUUCUCAAAUUCUAUGAUAUGUCAUCGAUAACCCAACAACAAAAAUUUUCAUUUUACCGAUGGUAUAAAGAAGCGAGUUAUUUUGGAAAUCUGUUGGCAACGGGUUUAUUAAAAAACGAGAAUAUUCACAAACUAGUCAAAUCUAACGAGACUUUUGAUCUGGUGAUAAGUGAAAAUUUUUACUUCGAAUUCAUGACGUUUUUCGCUUAUAAAUUCGGCGCUCCUUUGAUAAUGAUUUCAGCGGGUCCAGUCUCGUUUCUUUCUAAUUACAUAUUCUCGAAUCCAGCGCCGAGUUCUUACAUCACCAAUUUAUUUCAAUUCGAUACAAAUUCCAAAAUGAGCCUAUGGGAAAGAAUGGAGAACCUGUAUGCGGAAAUUUUGGGAGAAUUUUAUAUGAAUUUUGUACAAAUACCAGAACAAGCCGGAUACUUGAAACAACUGGUCCCCGAUGCUCCGGAUUUGAAAAAAAUCUUAUACAAUACCAGUUUAUUAUUAGUAGCUUCUCAUCUUGGUGUAUUUGGACCGGUACCUUUACAACAAAAUGUCAAAGAAAUCGGUGGUUACACCAUACCGCAACCACAACCGUUACCUAAACCCAUAAAAGACUUUUUGGAUAACGCCACUGAAGGCGUCGUAAUAUUUUCCAUGGGAUCAAUGAUAAAAAGUUCAAAUUUCGCAUUGGAUAAAAAAAAUAUCGUAUUGAACGCGUUUUCGAAAAUACGACAAAAAGUUUUAUGGAAAUUCGAAGAGGAUCUCAGAGAUAUACCCGAUAAUGUGCAAAUAUUCAAGUGGAUUCCACAAUCUGAUGUUCUAAAUCAUCCUAACGUUGUUGCGUUUAUAUCACACGGUGGUUUAUUGGGAAUCACCGAAGGUCUUUAUUACGGAGUCCCGAUUUUGGGAAUACCCGUGUUUUACGACCAAGGAAGAAAUAUUGAAUUGGCUGCUGAAAUAGGAUACGCGUUAAAAAUAAAUUAUAACGAUUUAGAAGAAAAAGCUUUCGAAUGGGCAUUGAAUGAAAUAUUAAAUAAUCCAAAAUAUAGAGACGUAGCUAAACAACGUUCAGCUAUAAUGCGAGACCAGCCUACGAAAGCAUUGGAUGAGGCAGUCUUUUGGUGCGAAUACGUCGUUCGUCAUAGAGGCGCUUUCCAUUUAAGAUCGCCCGCAAUGGAUCUCAAAUGGUACCAAUUGUAUCAAUUAGAUGUAUUUUUACUUAUAUUUAUUAUAAUUUCAACGUUUAUUUUAUUAAUAAAUAAUUUAUUAAAAUAUUUUAUCAAGAGAAUGACUGUAACGAAUAUUAAUGAUAAAAAAGAUAAAUAAAAUUCGUAUUUCGUUAA
Messenger RNA from Diorhabda carinulata, 1714 nucleotides. RefSeq names its product UDP-glucosyltransferase 2-like. Bases 150 to 1697 code for a protein of 515 amino acids. Gene Ontology annotation, molecular function: UDP-glycosyltransferase activity. The record is from RefSeq and is a predicted model, not a curated record. The transcript has 4 exons. Lineage: Eukaryota; Metazoa; Arthropoda; Insecta; Coleoptera; Chrysomelidae.